AUAACUAUCUCACCUGGGUUUUGGCUAGCACCGCUGCACGUGAAAGACGCAUGACUCUUCUUCAGUAGACUGGAGUAGGGAUGUCGGCACUAUGAAACGUUACCUGCAGAACGGACUGCGAACAGCCUCAUCACCUCAUGCGGGCAGACUGGAAUGGGGUUGAGCUCUGGAUUUAGACAAAUGCGCAUGCGUUCUGGGGUUGUACUUUUCGCUGCACGACAUGAUCCCCUACCAAUGCUUCAGGGGACUGGGAAAUUGCCAAUAACAGGUAAAACGACGAGUCCGGUUCGGAGCUUGCGUCUAUGGCCAUGGAAUUUGGGAUCCGGCUUCUGGAGAACACAAUACUGACAGCCACUGGGAGGAUGGUGAGGACGUGCAUGAACUGAAUAAGUGUCAUUGCUGCACAGGGUAAUCAAGAAAACAGCCAUGGGCCAGCCAACCCUCUUCUGCCUGGCGACUAUUUGUGUGGCGCUACUCCUGUCCAGCAAGGCCAGCGGACGUGGGUCCGGGAACGACAGCCUGCUGUACCAUCACCUGUUUGACAACUACGAUGUAGAACUUCGGCCCGUGGCCGAGAACACUGACAUCCUGAUGGUGGAGAUGGGAGUCGCACUCACUCACAUCAUCGACAUGCACGAGAAGCACCAAACCUUGACCGCCAGCCUGUGGCUGACCAUGGGCUGGAAUGACACGCAUCUUCAGUGGAGUCCAGAAGAGUUCGGCAAUUUUAAAACCAUCACUGUACCUUCUCCGAAGGUGUGGAUGCCCGACAUCGUGCUGUACCAGAAUGUGGAUCCGUACUUUGACGGCUGGUCGCACCGAGAGACGUACGUGAAGAUCCACGAUAACGGGUACGUGCUGUGGGAGGUCCCGGCCGUCAUCGUCUCCUCCUGCCACCUGGACGUCUCCAACUUCCCGUUCGACACGCAGGCGUGCCAGCUGAAGUUCGGCCCGUGGAUCCACAGCGGCUUCGAGUUGGUGAUGCGGGCCAUGGCUGAAAACGGCAGCCUGGAGGGCUUCAUACAACACCCCGAGUGGCGAGUCUUAUAUUUCAAAGCAACAGCUAACAUGAUCUGGUACGGCGAAGACUUCAACAUCGGAACUCCGUACGCUGACGUCACCUUUACCCUCGGGCUACAGAGGAAGUCCACGUUCUACGUCUUUAACCUGCUGUUACCGUGUCUCCUCCUGACCUUCAUCAUGGCCGUGACCUUCUUCCUGCCCAUCAACAGCGGGGAGAGGUUGUCCUUCGGGGUGUCACUACUCCUGUCCAUGGUCGUCUUUCAGCUCGUCAUCACCGAGGUUCUGCCGGAAUCAGACAAACUGCCCUGGAUUGGUCGGUACGUGAUCAUCACCAUGAUCCUGAUGUCCUUCUCCCUGGCAAUGACCAUCUUCGUCAUGCACGUGUGUGACUGUACCGUGUCGGUGGAGCCCCUGCCCAAGUGGGUCCGCGAGGUGAUGCUCAAGCGGCUGGCCAAGGUCAUGCUGAUGGGGGAUCUCUCCAAGAACCUACGGACAAUCGAGACGGACGACUCGUCCUCAAAGAUUGAGCUGGUGAACGACAUCUCGGACCUUACUGACACCUUGUACGCCAACAACAGCAGCGUGCACUGCGGACUGCAGAAGGACGUCAAACUGACGGACUGGUACGCGUUCCAGACCAAGAUGACCAGCACUCUACACGACAUCGAAAGGAAAGUGAACGACGUACUAGACAUCAUGCGGCAUCAUCAAAGGCACAGAGCUUAUGAAAAAGAGUGGAGAAGUCUUGCAAAAGUGCUCGACAGAAUCUUCCUCAUCAUGUACAUAUUGGUGGCCGGGGCCUGUCUAGUCAGUUUCGCGUCCAAUACUAGUAACGAGCCAGGAUGAUUGGAAGUUAAAGGUUACAACAUUAGUAAAACGUUUUACCAGGGAAACUGAUGUUCGCGGGUUGGCUUGCUACUAUAUCCUGCGAAUGUCGUGGGCCAAGCUACAGACGGUAGUAAGGAGAAGGUCCAGGGAUACACCAAUGCGGCUAAUGUUUGGGCGUCUAUAGUUUUUCGAGUUGGAUAGGCUUAGGUCUAACGCCCCUGUAAGAUGCUUGUGUAAGCUUAAGGGCCCUUGGUUAGCACGCAGGCCUGCUAAGUCCGAAUGACAAAGAACUGCUAUUACUUAAAUUUUAGGCCAUUGGAUCAAGACCCUAUAAAGGUAUCUCACUUGACCUCACAUGCCCUAUGCCGUGUGUUGUGCUGAUAACGAUACCUGUAAUAGUAGACCACCGUUUUUGCAAACUUCUUGACACGAUAUUCAUUGUUUGAUUUAUAGCCGCGGCAAAUCCACCUUAACGGCAUCAAAACCGACGGUAGCGACCUGAGAUCUAUUAGAUAAGCGAUAUGCAAACGGCUGAUCAGGGUUUAGUCGUGUUUUCUUUCCUGUUUGGCAGCUAGUAUAGAUGUUUUAGGGGCACGUUUCACAAAAUACAACAGACGAAAACAGCCCAUUGUAUAGAUCGACUUGCUGUCAUGUCGCAAUAUAGUUUUAUAUGAUAAAAC
This is a messenger RNA of Branchiostoma floridae (Florida lancelet), 2531 nucleotides long. RefSeq names its product neuronal acetylcholine receptor subunit alpha-10-like. The transcript is spliced from 8 exons. Lineage: Eukaryota; Metazoa; Chordata; Leptocardii; Amphioxiformes; Branchiostomatidae. Gene Ontology annotation, cellular component: postsynaptic membrane; synapse; neuron projection. Bases 427 to 1869 code for a protein of 480 amino acids. Gene Ontology annotation, molecular function: transmembrane signaling receptor activity; acetylcholine-gated monoatomic cation-selective channel activity. Gene Ontology annotation, biological process: signal transduction; regulation of membrane potential; chemical synaptic transmission. The record is from RefSeq and is a predicted model, not a curated record.